AGUUUUUUUUGAAAAAAGAAAAAUAACAAGAUGAAUACAACACUUGAGAAGAAGACUAAAAGAAAAAAGUUAAGCAAAAACAAAAAAAAGUCAUGGAGAAAGGUCAAUAUAUCUGAAAUUGAGGAAUUUCUUGAAGAUGAGGCAUUACAAAAGAGAACUGGUGGUUUAGCGAGAGAGAAAAAGAACGAAGAAUUGUUUUUUAUAGAUAAAAAACCGGGUGAUUCAAAUGCUGAAUUAAAACCUUCAAAACGCAAUGCAAACAAGCCUUUAAAGUGUUUUUCUGGUUUGCUGCCUGAUCAUCAAGCUGCUCAGAUUAAAAGAUCGCAGAAAAAAACUAAUAAAACAAGUAAAGUGAAAACUGCGAAAACUACUGUUAAAUCUGUUCCUGUAAAACGGAAGGUAAAUCGUCAAAGAAAUUCUAAGGAUAUAUGGAAUGAUGCAGAAGACGGAAAUAACGAUAUGAAUAGUCCCGAUGAACAUUUCUUAAAAGUUACUAGAACCAAGAGAGUCAAAACUCCAAAAACUUAUCACAAAAAGCCGUCUGAAAUCGAAGCGAUAACAGCUCCACAUCCAGGUGCUUCUUAUAAUCCAACAUUUGAAGAUCACCAAGAAUUGCUAAAAAGAGCAACCGAAAUCGAAAAGAAAAAAUUAAAGGAACAACAAAAGAUUUAUAAUUCCCUGAAUGCUAAGUUCCCGAAGACACCUAUUUCAGAAGAGGAAUAUCUCAAGGAAAUGUCCGGAGGCAUUAUUGAUAAUGAGGAUGCGGAAGAUGAUUCCGGUGAUGAAAGUGAUGAUGUUCAAGUUACGCAUAGAGCAACUAUUAGUAGAGAAGAUAAAAAAACGGAAAAGCAAAGAAAGAAGGAAAAAGCGAGGAAACUACAGGAAAAAGUUCAAAAAUUAGAAAAAAUAAAGAAAAUAAAGAACCACGAUAUUUAUAGGCUGAAACAAAUUAAGGAAGAGCUCCAUCAACAUAAAAUGGCCUCAGUUAUGAGAAAACGCCUGAAGGCGAAAAUGAGCGAAAGUAAAAAAAAUAGAACGAAAAAAUUAGGAUCUAUAAAAUAUGAAGAACCUAGUGUGGAAUUGAAGCUAAGUAACGAAUUGGAAAGUAAUUUGAGGAGGUUAAAACCUGAAGGUGAUUUGCUAAAGGAUCGAUAUAAUAGUUUUUGCAAAAGGAACAUAAUUGAACCUCGGAAGCGUAUCAAGAAAUUCUCGAAGUAUAAGCCUAAAUAUUUCGAAAAAAAGGGUCAUAAAGAAUUGUCUUAG
Molecule: messenger RNA, 1263 nt
Organism: Dimorphilus gyrociliatus
Lineage: Eukaryota; Metazoa; Annelida; Polychaeta; Dinophilidae
Source: the annotation of a GenBank genome assembly